Didymosphaeria variabile is the source of this 1749-nucleotide messenger RNA. RefSeq lists its product as uncharacterized. The record is from RefSeq and is a predicted model, not a curated record. The transcript has 6 exons. Lineage: Eukaryota; Fungi; Ascomycota; Dothideomycetes; Pleosporales; Didymosphaeriaceae. Gene Ontology annotation, molecular function: poly(U) RNA binding; poly(A) binding; mRNA 3'-UTR binding. Bases 1 to 1749 code for a protein of 582 amino acids. Gene Ontology annotation, cellular component: ribonucleoprotein complex; nucleus; cytosol.
AUGUCUGCAAACUCUCGCCAGAACUACCCCACGGCCACCGGUUACAAGAGCCAGAUGAUGGGCCAUGGUCACUACAACCAAGGCAGUCAAGGUCACGGUACGGCCAACUACCUCCACCGGGGACACAUGUCUCCGCAGACUGGUGACAACGGUAUGGCUGGACUGGCGAACGGCCUGGCAGCCAUGAAUGUUCACGGAUCAUACGGCGGCUCCAUGACUUCGAAGGCAGGCGCUGUCCUUCCUGGAAACGCUUCUGAGUAUGGCGGCCUGCCAAUCAACCAGGGCCAACUGUGGGUUCCUAACAUGAACCCCAUGUACGGCGUCAUGGCCGGUGCCCAGCAGCAAUCUGGUAUGACCCACUCACCGGGUAUCUAUAACCACACCGGCACAUUCGUGCCCCAGAAUGCCUAUGCGUACGCCCAAGGCAUGGUCGACUCUCCGAUGGGCAACGGCUGGGCGUCCCGUGUCUCCUCCGGUGAUAUGCCCACACUCAUGACGCCGCGUCGCGACUCAAUCUCGUCCAACGAAAAUGACAUUCCCGGCACACCCUAUACGAGUGCUGGUCUGUAUCGCUACGGCACCUCGACCGCCAUCAUGGAUCGCUCGCCGAACGGAAUGUACACUAGCAGCGCGACCCCGUCGCCUUCCCAAUUAGCCCAGUAUGGUGUUCAGCUCGUCAAUCCGAAGCAGGCAUCUGUUGCCACCAUCUCGCCUCAGCUCGCCCAGAUCCUUCAGAAGGAGCCACCGAUCCCCCGAGCCAUUCCGGCACCUAGUUCUCCGCUUAAGCCGCUCGACCGGAGCCUGGAGAAUAAGACUGGCGAGACGAACGUCUACAUUCGUGGCCUCCUGCCAGAGACUACUGACGAGAUGCUACACGCCUGGGGCAAGCGUUUCGGCGAUAUCCAGAGCUCGAAGUCGAUCAUCGAUUUGAAGACCAACCUCUGCAAGGGCUUUGGGUUCAUCAAGUUUCACAACUUCGAGGACGCCGAGAAUUGCAUUCGUGGCUUCCAUUAUCUCGGCUACGAGGUGUCUUUUGCUCGCGAGUCCUUUUAUUCGAAGCUCAAGAAGUUCGCGGACGAGUCGAACACCAAUUUGUACGUCUCGAACAUCCCCAAGAACAUGAGCGAACAUGAACUCAGUGCCAUCUUCGCCCCGCACAAAGUCUGUUCCACUAGGAUUCUUAGGGACCCCUCGGGCCAUGGCCGCGGUGUUGGCUUCGCUCGAUUUGAGACGCGUGACAUCUGCGAGGAGGUCAUCAAGACUUUCAACAACACACCUGUUGCCAAGCCGGGUGGUGACGAGCACCUCAUUCAGAUCCGCUACUCAGACACUCAUGAGCAGAAGAUGCUCAAGCAGCAGACAGCCGCCGGCCGUGUCUUCCGCGCUGCUGAAUACGAAGUUGGCGUUGCCCAAGCUCGUGCUUUAACUGGCGGACCCGAUCGCUACAUGUCCAUGUCUCCGGACUCCCAGGGCGCCGCCAAUGAGUUCGAAAUCUUCCUGCAGCAGCAGUCAACGGGCAACCCGACCUCGUACGGCCCUGCUACGAACCGAUACCGCCAGCCUUGGACCCCUGCCGUUCCCUCGAGCUUGGGCAUGUCUCGCCCAGCUAUGCAUCAAAUGGCUCAUGCUCCCGUCUUCAAGGUCGAGGAUGGUGGUUCCGAGCGUGGUACCGACGUGAAGACGAAUCCCGCCACGCCGAUCAAGCAGGAGGCUUCAUCCUCACCGAGUCGCCACAACGGCGACGAGUGA